AGUGGGGACAGGAAACCAGACGUUGUGGCAACUUGUUCUGUCUCAGCUUUGGUAUGUGGACAACACAUAAAGAAGUAUAUGUUUUUUAGAUUGAUGUUGAGGAUUUGAGGUUGCCGUUUCAGCAGGAGAUGGCACUGAUGAGCCACAAGACUGAGCGAGUUGGAAGUGAAAGCUUGGAGAAAUGGGUGUCAGUUGGCUCUGGGGGAUUUGGUCAUGUCUACAAGGCCAGGCACAAGGACUGGGGGUUUGAUGUGGCCAUCAAGAUACUUCAGGAUAAUGUUCGUUGUGAUUCCAAUGAAGAGGUUAUUCAUAUGGAUAAGGCUUCCUGCGAGUUUGUGCUGAGGGUUUAUGGAAUUUACGAGGGAAUUCCACCAUUGAAAGGAUUCUCCAUGCAAAAGGGAAUAGUCAUGGAGCUCAUGAGCAGACGAUCAGUUCAGGACCUGUUGCAGGGCCUGUCUGGGCCUCCACUGUGGCCUCUGAGCUUCCGCUUGGCUCAUCAAGUGGCUCUAGGCAUGAACUUCCUCCAUUCAAGGAACCUAAUCCACCAUGACCUGAAACCGAGUAAUGUGCUGCUGAACGAUGACCUUAACGCCAAGCUGGCAGACUUUGGCCUGUCCAGGGUUUCCACCAGUGUUUUGAAGAGUGAAAAGAAAGAAAUGGUUGGAGGCACAUACAAGUACAUGCCUCCUGAGGCUUUUGACCCAUCAUAUGAGCCUGUUCGUGCUUUUGACAUAUACAGCUAUGGUAUCUUUCUCUGGUCUGUUCUUGCUGGAAAAGAGCCCUAUACAAGUGCUGGUAGAGGUCAUGUGGCACUGAAAAUUCCUAUGGGGGACAGACCGCCCUGUGAGGACAUUGACCAGAGGAAAGCAGCAGGUUUAAAAGAGCUGGUUGACCUCAUGAAAAUCUGCUGGGAUGAGAAGCCCUCUGAGAGGCCUGCCUUUAAAGAGUGCCUUGAAGUCACUGAGACUGUUUUCUCAAAGUACAAGAGCCAAAUUCAUGCUGCAGUCGCUCAAGUUUUGGAAAGACUAGACUCACCAACCAGUUACCAACAUUCAAACACAAGUGUGCCGUCCAGUUUUUCUCCUCAAAUGCCAGAAGACUCAGAGUCACAUGAUACUGUAGAUCAUGUAAGAUUUCUAAAAACAAAAAGAUCUUCCACACAGGAGUCAGUCAGUGUUUCUGCUAAAACUAUGAGUGAUGCAGAUAAAGCAAAGUUCAUUGACAACAACAGGACGGUGUUGAUCAGAGAAGUUUGCGAGGUAAUGGCGAUAGUAGACGAGCUUGGAGGCAUGGUCCACAGUGAAACCUACUCGGUGAUUGAAGCAAAACAGACGAGCGAGGAUAAAAUGAGAGCACUUUUUCAGAGGACAUUACGUUCAGGAGGGGAAAAGGUCAAAGCCGCCUUCUACGAUAUCCUCAAAACACAGCAGUCCACACUAAUGGAGAGGCUCGGGGGAUAAUUCCAAAGGAAAUGUGGCCUUCCUACAUUUUCCUCUUCCACUUUCCCUGCCUCUCCUCCAAGGUGUUCGUCUUUUACGAAAUCAUUUAUUUCGUAUUCAUUUGUCGAUAUGUAAUUAACAUGUCCUAUACCCCAACUGUUAAGUCAAGAGAACAAUUGCUUUAAUAAAGAAAAACAAUUCUGUC
Messenger RNA from Toxotes jaculatrix (banded archerfish), 1644 nucleotides. Its product is annotated as receptor-interacting serine/threonine-protein kinase 3-like. The coding region runs from base 129 to 1460 and encodes 443 amino acids. Gene Ontology annotation, molecular function: ATP binding; JUN kinase kinase kinase activity. NCBI's taxonomy places the organism in Eukaryota, Metazoa, Chordata, Actinopteri, Toxotidae. The record is from RefSeq and is a predicted model, not a curated record. Gene Ontology annotation, biological process: protein phosphorylation; regulation of apoptotic process. The transcript is spliced from 12 exons.